Messenger RNA from Catharus ustulatus (Swainson's thrush), 3132 nucleotides. RefSeq names its product valine--tRNA ligase-like. Gene Ontology annotation, molecular function: aminoacyl-tRNA deacylase activity; ATP binding; valine-tRNA ligase activity. The annotation marks the transcript as partial. The record is from RefSeq and is a predicted model, not a curated record. Gene Ontology annotation, cellular component: cytosol. Gene Ontology annotation, biological process: valyl-tRNA aminoacylation. The transcript has 29 exons. Lineage: Eukaryota; Metazoa; Chordata; Aves; Passeriformes; Turdidae.
AUGAGCACCCCCCCGGUUCUUUUUUUGCCCCCCCCCCCUCUGGACUCCCCCGCCCGCCGGGUCCUGAUCGCCGCUCGCUUCUCCCCGGACCCCCCCCCGAUAUUGGAGCGGCUCCCCCCGGGGGUCUCCGUGCCCGGGACCCCCUCCCUGCCGGUGCUGAGGACCCCCGGGGGGGCUCUGCUGGGCCCUGGGGCCGCUGCUCUGUUCGUGAGCCCCCCCGGGAUGAGGGGCAGGGACCCCCCCGAGGCGGCGCUGGUCCGGCAGUGGGUGGCGUUUGCCGAGGGGGAGCUGGGGACAGCGGCGGCCAUCGUCACGGGGGGACCCCCUGAGGCCCGGCCCAGGGCGCUGCAGGAGCUCCAUUUGGGUCUGGGGGCUCUCGAGUGGCGCCUGCGCGGCCGCUCCUUCCUGGUGGGGGAGGGGCCGACCCUCGCUGACGUCACCGCGGCCUGCGCCCUGCUGGGGGUCUUCACCCGGGUGCUGGACCCCCGUGUCCCCUACCCUGGGGUGUCCCUCUGGUUCGUGUCCCUCGUGUCCCUCCCCCAGUUCCGGGCUGAGCUGGGGCAGCUGCAGCUCUGGGGGGGGGGAGGGGAGGAGGAGACCCCUCCCCACGGGACCCCCGGGGGUCCUGAGCCCCCUCCCCCCACCAAGAGCUCGGCCCAGCUGAAGAAAGAGGCCAAAAAAAAGGAGAAAAUGGAAAAAUUCCAACAGAAACAGGAAAAACAACGGGAGCUGCAGGCCCAGCCCAAGCCCCCCAAGCCCGGCCGGGCCCGGCGGGAGCUGCGGGGGCUCAGCUACGAGACCCCCACCCCCCCCGGCUGCAAAAAGGAUGUGUGCAGCCCCCUCCCCGACAGUUACAGCCCCGGGUACGUGGAGGCCGCCUGGUACCCCUGGUGGGAGGGGGAGGGGUUCUUCAAACCCGAGUUUGGGAGGUCCCUGGAGACCCCCAACCCGCGGGGGGUGUUCGUGAUGUGCCUCCCCCCCCCCAACGUCACCGGGACCCUGCACCUGGGACACGCCCUGACCGUGGCCAUCCAGGACACGCUGACCCGCUGGCACAGGAUGCGAGGACUGACCACUCUGUGGGUGCCCGGGUGUGACCACGCCGGAAUCGCCACCCAGGUGGUCGUGGAGCGGCGGCUGCAGCGCCAGAGGGGCCUGAGCCGGCACCAGCUGGGCAGGGAGGCCUUCCUGGGGGAGGUGUGGCGCUGGAAGGACGAGAAGGGCGGCCGCAUUUACCAGCAGCUUCGGCGCCUCGGGGCCUCCAUGGACUGGGAGCGAGCCUGCUUCACCAUGGACCCCGGGAUGAGCCGGGCGGUGACCGAGGCGUUUGUGCGGCUGCACGAGCGGGGGCUGAUCUACAGGAGCAGGAGGAUCGUGCACUGGAGCUGUGCCCUGAGAUCGGCCAUCUCUGACAUUGAGGUGGAGAAGAAGGAGCUGGGGGGUCGCACUCUCCUGAAGGUUCCGGGUUAUUCCGAGCCCGUGGAGUUCGGGGUCCUCGUGGCCUUCGCCUACCCCCUGGAGGGGGCUGCCCCAGGUGAGGACCCCGAGCUCGUGGUGGCCACGACGCGCCUGGAGACGAUGCUGGGGGACGAGGCCGUGGCCGUGCACCCCGAGGACCCCCGGUACCAGCACCUGCGGGGCCGGUUCGUGCUGCACCCCCUGACCGGGCGGCGCCUGCCCGUGCUGCACGACGCCUUCGUGGACCCCGCCUUCGGCACAGGUGCGGUGAAGAUCACCCCCGCCCACGACGCCGCGGAUUUCGAGGUGGGGCAGCGCCACGGGCUGGGCGUGGUCAGCGUCAUCGGCGAGGACGGGACCAUGGUCAACGUGCCCGCCCCCUUCCAGGGCAUGCCGCGGUUCCAGGCCCGCUCGGCGCUGCUGGAGACGCUGAAGGCGCGGGGGCUGUUCCGGGGCGUCACCGAGAACCCCAUGGUGGUGCCGAUCUGCAGCCGCUCCAAGGACGUCCUGGAGCCCCGGGCCGUGCCCCAGUGGUUCGUGCGCUGCCAGGGUUUGGCCGAAGCCGCCGCGGCCGCCGUGCGCAGGGGGGACCUGAAGCUGCACCCGGCGACGCACGCGCGCACCUGGUUCACCUGGAUGGACAACAUCAGGGACUGGUGCAUCUCCCGCCAGCUCUGGUGGGGCCAUCGCAUCCCCGCCUAUUUCAUCACCAUCGACGACCCCGCCGUGACCCCGGGACAGGAUGAGGACGAGCGGUUCUGGGUCAGCGGCCGCUCCCAGGACGAGGCUCGGGCCAAAGCGGCCGCGACCUUCGGGGUCAGCCCUGAACUGGUCAGCCUGAGACAAGAUGAGGACGUUCUGGACACCUGGUUCUCCUCCGGCCUCUUCCCGUUCUCCGUCUUCGGCUGGCCCGAGCAGACCCCCGACCUGGAGCGUUUCUACCCCGGCUCCCUGCUGGAGACCGGCCACGACAUUUUGUUCUUCUGGGUGGCUCGGAUGGUGAUGCUGGGGCUGGCCCUGACUGGGAAACUGCCCUUCAAAGAGGUGUACCUGCACGCCAUCGUCCGCGACGCGCACGGGCGCAAAAUGAGCAAAUCCCUGGGGAACGUCAUCGACCCCCUGGACGUGAUCAAAGGGGUCAGUCUGCAGGAGCUGCACCAGCAGCUCGAGAGCAGCAACCUCGACCCCGCAGAGCUCGAGCGCGCCCGGGAGGGGCAGAAACGAGAUUUCCCCGAGGGGAUCCCGGAGUGCGGGACGGACGCGCUGAGAUUCGCUCUGUGUGCUUACACUGCUCAGGGCCGGGACAUCAACCUGGACGUGGGGCGGGUGCUGGGCUACCGGCACUUCUGCAACAAGGUCUGGAACGGGGCCAAGUUCGUGCUGAGAGCGCUGGGGGAGGGGUGGAGACCCCUCCCCAAAUUACAGGUGUCCCGGCUGUCCCUGGCUGACCGCUGGAUCCGCAGCCGCCUCUCCCGCGCCGUCCGGGGCUGCGGCGCCGCCCUCGGGGCCUUCGACUUCCCCGGGGCCACCACGGCCGUGCACGGAUUUUGGGUUUAUGAGUUCUGUGAUGUGUACCUGGAAUGUGCCAAGCCCGUCCUGGCCCCAGCGACCCCCGCCCAGCCCGGGGUGGGGGAGGGGCCCGAGGGAGAGCCCGGAGAGGAGGAGGAGGAGAAA